AUGGCUCGCGAAAACUCCCAGCUGGUCAUGGAAGACAUGAAGAUAUUCAUCAUUGUGAAGCGUCAGCUGGUCCCAUGCUCCGUAUGCGCUCUGACAAGACCGCAUAAGAUGCGAUACCAGUUGUUAAGGUGUUCCUCCGAAACAUGCAAGACGACAGCACCGUAUGAUGCUUGCCAGUGGCUGGGAAAGGUUCUUACCUGUCAAGAACUCAACCGAGUGACAAUCGUGGAGUCUGGUACUCAUGAGACCCUCGUCCGAGAGCGACGCCAGCCGCAGCUGACGCCACGACUGAAAGACUACGGUCGCGAAAUGGCCACUCAAGGUCUGAAACCAGCCCGAAUUCGCAUGGGUAUGGCGCGGCGAUUCGGGUUAUCCGAGGCGGAUAUGCCAACUCUGCGCCAAGUGCAAUGGUUCAUCAGCCACUACACGAAGAAGACGCUCCACUGA
Molecule: messenger RNA, 447 nt
Organism: Phytophthora nicotianae INRA-310
Lineage: Eukaryota; Oomycota; Peronosporomycetes; Peronosporales; Peronosporaceae
Exons: 1
Coding region: 1-447 (148 amino acids)
Source: RefSeq, a predicted model, not a curated record